Anopheles coluzzii is the source of this 624-nucleotide messenger RNA. RefSeq lists its product as uncharacterized. The coding region runs from base 104 to 577 and encodes 157 amino acids. The transcript has 4 exons. Gene Ontology annotation, molecular function: U6 snRNA binding. The record is from RefSeq and is a predicted model, not a curated record. Gene Ontology annotation, biological process: mRNA splicing, via spliceosome; P-body assembly; nuclear-transcribed mRNA catabolic process. Gene Ontology annotation, cellular component: P-body; spliceosomal tri-snRNP complex; U6 snRNP. NCBI's taxonomy places the organism in Eukaryota, Metazoa, Arthropoda, Insecta, Diptera, Culicidae.
AAACGUCAAUCAGGCUUUGGUUUGUUUUGUAAACAGAAGUUCCAUUUGCCGCGCAGCGUUUUGCGGAAAUUUCUACUAGAACCUUUCUUAUUUAGCUUAUACAAUGCUACCACUAUCUCUACUCAAAACGGCACAGAGUCAUCCUAUGUUGGUGGAGUUAAAGAAUGGCGAAACAUACAACGGACACCUGGUGAGCUGUGACACCUGGAUGAAUAUUAAUCUGCGGGAGGUCAUCUGCACUUCAAAGGAUGGUGAUAAGUUUUGGCGCAUGCCGGAAUGCUACAUCCGGGGCAGCACGAUCAAGUAUCUCCGCAUACCGGAUGAAGUGAUCGACAUGGUGAAGGAGGACAUGCAGUCGAAGUCGCGCAGCCGCGCCGACAUGAACAAGGGCGGCCGGAACCAGAACCAGGGCGGUCGCGGAGGCGGCGGUGGCAUGGGCGGUGGCGGCGGCGGUGGCGGCGGUGGCGGUGGGCGAAACAAUAUGAACGCCAACAAUCGGAACACCUUCGGCGGCAACCGCGGCGGCAAUCGGGCCGGACUGGGCAACCCGAACCGAAACGCACCGAACAAGAAGUAAUAAUAAAGUCGACUCAAUCGCGCUUGGAAUUGGUUUAGUCUCGUGAA